AUGCGGAUGUGCCGUUCCGCUUUGCAGUCGACUCGUGUCGGAAGGAGGCUCAGCAACAUCGGGACAUGUCGAUUCUCUACGGGAAUCCGGGGAGGCCGCAUCGAGGAGCGCAGGCUGAGGGCCUUGGUCGUUCAUCCCAGGCUUCCAGGGGCGAAGGAAGCAUUGUUGUCAUGGGAUGCUUCAGAGGCUGUUUCGUUGGCAAGAGCUGCUGGCUGGGACACUGGGGCGCCCUGGGAGGACAAAGGCGAGGCGGCAGCUUCUUCAAGCGAGGAGGAAGACUCCGACGAGCUUUCGGGUGACGUUGAUGCCAUCGACGACGUCGGUGCCUACAUUGCCAGGCUGGAAAGAGUUGACCCACGCUUCUUUUUCCACCUCAAGGAGCUUUGCCGCGUGGCGGUGCAGGUCGCGCGGCAUGGAGCUGACCUCCUUUUCGUGAAUGCCUCCUUGUCACCCGUUCAGCAAAGACAUUUGGAGGCUGCCAUGGACCUUGCGUGGCGUGCCCAGCGGCGGCAGCAGAAACACGACAUGGGCACCUCCGACAUCAAUCAGUCAAGAAUCGCGGUCUUUGAUCGUGCACGAGUGGUUUUGGCGAUCUUUGCGAGAAGAGCCUCCUCGACAGUAGCAAGAUUGGGCAUUGAGCUGGCAGAGGCCCAGGAGGUGAAGGCCAAGCUUGGGGCAGGGAUGGUGUCGGGAGUGACAUCGCAACUGCAGCAAGUUGCUCAUGCACUUGGCAGACUUCCAGGAUGUGACAAGUUGGCUCUUCUGCCGCGAAGUGGGGGCGCACGUGGUGUCACAACUUCGUUCACCUCGUCCCCGCAGAUCACGCGGCAGAAGCAGCAGCGGGCCAUCGACGAGAAGCGGAGCCGCCUUCGCGAGGAGAUUGCGCGACUGCAAUCGGCGCGAGGUAGCCGCCGUCAGCAGCGUUCGCGUGACGAGAGACAAACGAUUGGUCUGGUGGGGUAUACAAACGUUGGAAAGAGCGCAAUCGUCAAUCGUCUCACGAGCUCCGAUCUCCUCGUGGAGGACGGUGUUUUCGUUACUCUGGAUGUGGCAUCCCGCCGCUGCGUGCUGCCAUCUGGCCGGGAGUGCUACGUGUUGGACUCCGUCGGCUUGAUUCAGGGCUUGCCGAUUAAUGUCUGUGAAGCCGUACAGGCGACCGUGCAGGAGAUGCAUGAAGCAGAUGUGGUUCUGCACGUGCGGGACAUUGCACAUCCUGCUCGAGAGGAGCAGGCUGAAUUGGUGCGUGAGGUGCUGGCAGAUGCGAAGAUAGACAUGGAGAGGGUCGUCGAGGUUUGGAACAAAGCAGACUUAGUCAUGCAGAAGGAGGUUCGCCACCUCCAUUAUCUGCACCAACAGAAGGACCCAACGCCGGUUUACACAGUGAGCGCGCUGACAGGCUCCGGUUUCCCCCAGUUCUUGGAAGGUUUGCAGAAACUGAUGGAGGACUUGGCAAUCAAAGCUGUGCCUGGUUUCCAGUCCUCGAACGCCGUUCAGGUUCCACAAAGUGGAUGGUGCACUGUUCGGAUGCCACAAGAUCUGUCCAAGAACCAGGCUUCUGAUCUUUGGGCAUUCCUCCACAGCGACUCAGCUGCAGAUGCAUCAGUGAGCACUGACGAGGUCACAGGAGAAGUUCGGGUCACGGUCCGAAUGAGCGAUUCUGCAAGAGCCAGGUUUUUGAAGAGGUUUGGACCUGGCAUGCUCAGCUGA
This is a messenger RNA of Symbiodinium sp. CCMP2592, 1707 nucleotides long. The record is from the annotation of a GenBank genome assembly. Lineage: Eukaryota; Dinophyceae; Suessiales; Symbiodiniaceae.